AUGGCACCGACAGUAAUAACCCCCAGCACUCUGCGGAGCCUCGACAUCCCGCGGUCCCCCAACGCGGCGAUGCUCCUCGCCGCGAAGCGAGCCCUGUCCGAGGCCGGCCCCGACGCCCUGCGCACGGCAGCCCACGGGCUCCUCCUCCGCCGCGCCUCGCUGUCGGUCACGGCGGACGCCCAGAAGAUCACGCUCGGCGUCAUCGCCGCCUACGUGGUGGUCAUCGCCAUCUUGUGGAACAUCCCCUACGUGCGCUACGUGCUCUGGCCCUUCAAGAUGCUGGUCAUCGCCUUCCACGAAUUUGGACACGCAUUUGCGUGCAAGCUCACCGGCGGCAAGGUCGAGUCUAUCAGCCUCGACCCGCGCGAGGGCGGCGUCACGCACAUGCGGGGCGGCAAGGGCGCCGUGACCCUGCCGGCCGGAUACCUGGGCAGCUCGCUGAUCGGGGCGCUGCUGACGUUCUGCGGGUUCAACAUCGUCGCGUCCAAGGUUGCCAGCUUCGUGGUCGGGGCCGCGUUCCUGCUGAUCAUCUGGUGGGGACGGAGGGACUAUCUGACGAUCGGCACGGUGCUGGCGGCCAUCGGCCUGUUGAUCGGAUGCUGGUUCAUUGCCGAGGCUGAGGCCCUGCGAUAUGUCAUUCUCUUCAUCGGAGUCAUGUCAUCGCUCUAUAGCGCUUGGGAUAUUUGCGACGAUCUGAUCUUCCGGAAGGUCAAUAGUUCCGACGCAACGCAGUUUGCCAAGCGGUAUGGAGGGUCUUCCCAGUGCUGGGGCGUUGUGUGGUCCAUCAUCUCGCUGUGCUUCAUGGUUGCCGGCAUACUUGCCGGUAUUGCCGCCUUCCCACAGACGCUCGCAGAGCAGAGGGAGGACUCGGACGACUUCAUCUCGACGUAA
Diaporthe citri is the source of this 891-nucleotide messenger RNA. RefSeq lists its product as uncharacterized. The transcript is spliced from 3 exons. NCBI's taxonomy places the organism in Eukaryota, Fungi, Ascomycota, Sordariomycetes, Diaporthales, Diaporthaceae. The coding region runs from base 1 to 891 and encodes 296 amino acids. The record is from RefSeq and is a predicted model, not a curated record.